Molecule: messenger RNA, 921 nt
Organism: Lachancea meyersii CBS 8951
Lineage: Eukaryota; Fungi; Ascomycota; Saccharomycetes; Saccharomycetales; Saccharomycetaceae
Source: the annotation of a GenBank genome assembly
AUGAAUAAAGCACGUACCGUUCUCAAAUAUUUUACUGCCAUCGAGCAAAGCGAAGGCGUCGGUGCGAAGGUCAGACGGUCUAUUGGAACGCUAAAACUGCGUCAUUUCGCACCAUUUUUAUUGCUAGACCAUUUUACCGUGGCGCCACCAGCAGGCUUCCCAGAUCAUCCACACCACGGCCAGGAAACGAUCACGUAUGUUUUGGGCGGUAUGAUCGCCCAUGAGGAUUUCACUGGCUCCCAGGGCGUUCUGAGGGAAGGUGACCUGCAAUUCAUGACGGCAGGUAAGGGUAUCGUGCACUCUGAGAUCCCGGUGCAGCUUGAAUCCAACGAACCUGCCGCAGGCUUGCAACUAUGGGUCGACCUGCCCGAAAAGCUGAAAAACUGCGAGCCUCGCUACCGGGAUUUGCGCAAGAAGGAAACCCCAAUCGCCAAGCCUCACGACUGCCUAGAAGUAAGGGUCAUCAGCGGGAAGUCGUACGGAGUUGAGUCACUCAGUGAGCUGGCAUACACCCCUGUGGACUUUUACCAUUUUAUAAACUCGAAAAAAGGCGUCCACUUCAAACAAGAGUUCCCAGCGGACUUCAACGUCUUCAUGUAUGUGCUCAAGGGCGCAGUGACGGUGAACAGUCAGCUCUUCCCCCAAUUUUCCUCUGUCUUUUUCAAGCCCGACGGACUAUACGUAGAGGGUGUAAGUGCGUCUGAAGACGCCGAAUUCGUUCUUGUCGGCGGCCAAAUUUUGGACCAGCCAGUUGUACAGCACGGACCAUUUGUUGAGACCACCAGAGAGCGGAUAAUAGAGGUGUUUGACAAUUACCGGUCGGGAACCAAUGGUUUUGAAAGAGCUCCUGGCUGGAGCUCUUCGAUUUUCGAUGGUAUAAAGCAAGGCCAACUUAAGGCCUUCGAAAAGUCUUCACUAUGA